Cylicostephanus goldi is the source of this 656-nucleotide messenger RNA. Lineage: Eukaryota; Metazoa; Nematoda; Chromadorea; Rhabditida; Strongylidae. The record is from the annotation of a GenBank genome assembly.
AUGGACGAAUCAGCUGAAGUCCGUUUCCGAAAACAUACUGUGGAGAUUGAAAACGACACGGAGGCUGAUAGAAAACUCUUGAACGAAGGUGACCGUUCAGGCUUGGUUCAACACAGCGUAAAAAUUCAGACAGUCACACCUUCCCGUGAUAUCUUGGUGGAGCAAAACACGCUCGCACCAAGAUAUCAAGGAAAGAUCUGCCAAGAUUGCUGUCCAACUCGUGAAGACAAAGAUAAACAUGAGAGUCAGACGAAACAUAAAAAGAAACUCCUUGUAUAUGAAUUCUUUGCCAAGGAAAUUCCAAAAUUUGGGCCGUUCAGUGGUUCAUCCGUACUACUCAAAAGGUACACUGCUUGUGGUGAACGAGUUGUCGGUCUCGAAUGUGUCCACGAACUUCACUUUUCCUUCACCGUACAGCCUUGGUGGGCAUGUUCAAUAUGUUACGAGUCCGGGGCGUUAAUGGAGCAAGCUGAUGUUCAUCUUACGUCUAUGAGUCAUAUCACUACAUACCUGGAUGAGUUUCACUCGUCCAAGAUUGCCUCCUUGCAUAUGGAUGGAGAUAGGCUUGAAGUGUACAAGGAAAUAAGACGACUUUGCGAUGUAAUCAUUGAAGAGCAGGGUACGUUUGGUUUGUUUAUUAUACUUCAUUCAUGAAU